UAGAGGGGGAAAAAGAAUCCGUGUCCUCCUCGUCCUCUGAUCCUAAAAAAAGCAAGUGAAACAAACUCGCGCGCAAUCCAUCGCGGAGUUGGUUUUCCGGUUCCUCCCCUUCUUAUCCGCGUAAGCUCAAGUUUGGGGGCAGAUUCUGAUUGGGAGAGCUGCCGUCGAAUCGGUCCAUGGGGCAGCCGGAGAAGCCUCUUCGGGAAAUCCAGAUCGACGACGAAUCGACUACAUUGGGCAUAAGAAAGGGAUCACCCUGCAACCAAGAUGAUGGUUCUCACGAUGGCAAAAGAAGCAAAUAUUCAGGGCAAGAGCUUCCACAGGACAUUUGGUGUCAUAUAGUUUCCCUAAUGACGCUGCGGGAUGCUGCCUGUGCUGCCUGCGUGUCUCGUGCCUUUCUAUGCUCCUGGAGAUGCUAUCCCAACCUCAUAUUCAACACCAAAAUAAUGGGCAGGUCGAGGGACAGAGGUUUCACCUGCACAGUUGAUGACAUUUUGAAAAAACACUCGGGCAUCGGUGUGAAGACAUUCGAGCUUGAUUUCUCCCGUUGCUGCAAGCCCAACGUCAAUGAAUAUCUCCAUGGGUGGCUUCAGAUAGCGGUUACACCAGGCAUCAAAAAACUUACCCUUGUGAUGCCUGAGGAGGAAGCUGUCAGCUUCCCUUGCCCUGUUUUAUCUGAUGAGAAUAGAAGCUCGAUCCGGUAUCUUCACCUUGUUCACUGCGCCGUCCGUCCUACAGAUAACCUUUGUUGCUUGAGAAACCUGACGGAGCUGCAUUUUGAUUGGGUUCGAAUCACGGGGGACGAGUUAGGGUGCCUUCUUUCCAGCUGUGUUGCUUUGGAGCGGUUGAAACUCACGAGAUGCCCCGAGAUAACUUACAUGAAGAUACCUUCCUGGCUGCAGCGGCUCAGCUACCUGCAGGUGUUAGAGUGCCACAGACUGCGGAUGCUAAGGAAUGAAGCUCCAAACAUUCAUAGUUUUCACUUUAAAGGUGUCCGAGUAGAGGUCUCACUGGGAGAGUCAUUGCGAUUAAAGAACCUACAUAUGAUAUGUUACCGCUUCCUCCAUUAUGUACGUGAAGAGCUUCCAUACAGUGUACCGAAUCUUGAAACUCUUAAAAUAUGUUCAUAUAAUGAGUUGGUCAAUACAACUAUGGCGUUCUGCCCUAGCAAGUUCCUCCACUUGAAGCACGUGGGUAUCUGUAUUAUUGGGGCCUAUGAUUAUUUUUCUCUGGUUUCUUUUCUAGAUGCAGCUCCUUUAUUGGAGACAUUCGACCUGCGUGUAGUGGCAUUUAAACAUACCAUCGGUGAAUUGCUUUCUGACAAUCCCUCGCAGCUACAGCAGAGGGCAGGAUACCAUCAUGAUAAGCUCCAGAGAGUGAAGAUAUCUAGAUUCUACUCUUGGAAGAGCUUGGUUGAGCUGACGUGCCAUAUUCUCGAGAAUUCAUCAUCACUGGAGGGCCUUACAUUGGACACCACCGAUGAUCGGUUUGAUGCUGCUACUAGUAAAUGUUCUUAUAACAGAUCAGACAAAUGCUCCUUCUUGGCUAAACCCAUGGACGCCCAUAAAUCAGUCUUGGCAAUCAGAAAACACAUCAAGGGAAAAGUUCCCUCUACAGUUCAGCUGGAUGUUGUGGAGCCUUGCCGCCGGUGUUACCCUAUUAGGCACUUAUACUAG
Molecule: messenger RNA, 1676 nt
Organism: Lolium rigidum
Lineage: Eukaryota; Viridiplantae; Streptophyta; Magnoliopsida; Poales; Poaceae
Product: putative F-box/FBD/LRR-repeat protein At5g56810
Exons: 5
Coding region: 177-1676 (499 amino acids)
Molecular function (GO): protein binding
Source: RefSeq, a predicted model, not a curated record